AUGAGUAAGGUUCAAGAAAACUGUGGUAUAAAAUCACAUGGAAAAAAGAAAGUUGAUGAAGAAGUAACAUUGGAAAGCUAUAAAGAAGAACCAGAAAAAAAAUCUAUAUAUUUUGACACUACGAAAAAUAGUACCAAGGAAUAUAAUGAUGAUAGUACUACAAAUGAAAGUGAAGAUGAUAGAGAAAGUGAAUAUGAAGAUAGUGAUGAACAUGAAGAAAUUAAAUUAAAGAGAAAACAUGAAGAAUAUGAAGACGAAGAUGAUGAGGAAACUGACAAAAAAAAAAAAAAAAAAAAAAAAAAAAAAAAAAAAAAAAAAAAAAUCAAAACUAAAAUCGAUGAUAGCAGUAGUGAAGAAGGAAAUAACUUUUACAAGAGUAAUAAUUGCUCUUUCGAUAAUUUUCCUUAUAAAAAUUACGUAACUUCAUUUAUCCCAAGCUCAUUCAUGCAAUCCCCUCAAAAGAGCACAGGAGGAUGUUCGUGUUCAAAAAAAGCCAAUGCUGCUCUAGCUUCACCUAAAGGAGAAGAUCAACCACCAUUUGAAUGUCCAUUAGUAACUCUUAGAAACAAGUUAUUGGAAGAAUUAGAAAAGGCUUCUCAAAGAGAAAAAAUGAAAGAAGCUGCAAAUGGAUCAACACCAAUAGUAGAAGGAUCCGAAACAACACCAAUAGUUACUUUCCCACCAGAACCAGAAGUAGUGCCUUCAGCUGUACCUGCCAUUGCACCAGCUCCAGUUUUACCAGCCAUUACAGAAGUUCCUUAUGCCGCACCAACUCCUUCUCAACCCAUCGCUGGUGAAAUAGGCAAAACAGCUUAA
Molecule: messenger RNA, 816 nt
Organism: Plasmodium yoelii
Lineage: Eukaryota; Apicomplexa; Aconoidasida; Haemosporida; Plasmodiidae
Product: membrane associated histidine-rich protein 1b, putative
Exons: 2
Coding region: 1-816 (271 amino acids)
Source: RefSeq, a predicted model, not a curated record